Molecule: messenger RNA, 1190 nt
Organism: Scomber japonicus (chub mackerel)
Lineage: Eukaryota; Metazoa; Chordata; Actinopteri; Scombriformes; Scombridae
Gene: mat2b
Product: methionine adenosyltransferase II, beta
Exons: 7
Coding region: 104-1111 (335 amino acids)
Biological process (GO): S-adenosylmethionine biosynthetic process
Cellular component (GO): methionine adenosyltransferase complex
Molecular function (GO): methionine adenosyltransferase regulator activity
Source: RefSeq, a predicted model, not a curated record
CAGAGAGGAAGUGCGCAUCAGCCGCAGCAGACGGAUCAAUGAUCGAUCACCAAUAGGACCAAUAAUCAGAUAUCGAUCAGCACAAGUAUCGAUUACAGGAGAGAUGAGCCGCGCAGGCGCAGAACUGAGGAUUCACUUCAGCCCGGGCCGCGUGCACCUGGUUCAGGAGGAGGGGCCGGUCCCGGCUCACAGGGUCCUGGUUACCGGGGCAACCGGUCUCCUGGGUCGGGCCGUCUGCAAAGAGUUCGAGAACAACGGCUGGUUGGUGAUCGGGACCGGGUACCGGAGGGCCAGACCACGACUCCUCCGCUGUGACCUCACCGACGAGGACGCCGUCCGGGGUCUGCUCCAAGAAUACAAGCCGGAGGUGGUGGUUCACUGCGCGGCGGAGCGACGUCCGGACGUCGUAGAGAGACACACGGAGGCGGCGGUCAACCUGAACGUGCACGCCACGAGCGCGCUCGCCAGGGAGGCAGCGGUGUGCGGAGCGUUCUUCCUCUACAUCAGUACGGACUACGUGUUUGACGGGAGGAACCCGCCGUACGGAGAGGACGACAGCCCGAACCCUCUGAACCUCUACGGCCGCAGCAAGCUGGAGGGAGAGAGGGAGGCGCUGCGACACUGUCCAGGUGCGGUGGUCCUCAGGGUGCCCGUGCUGUUCGGGGAGGUGGAGUCGGUGUCUGAGAGCGCCGUGACGUCGUUGUGGCUCAAAGUUCAGGAGGCGACAGAAAGCUGCACGUUGGAUCACUGCCAGCAGCGGUUCCCCACCGACGCCCGCGACGUCGCCGCCGUCUGCAGGAAGCUGUCCGAGAGAGGGAGACAGGACCCGUCUAUCAGAGGGAUCUUCCAUUUCUCGGGUAAAGAGCAGAUGACCAAAUAUGAGACGGCCGUCGCCAUCGCUCAGGCCUUCAACCUGCCGUCCAAUCACCUCAUUCCUCUCACCGAGCAGCCAGCAGCUUCGGCUCCUCGUCCAAUCAACAGCCAGCUGAACUGUUCCCGCCUGGAGCUGCUGAACCUGAGCGUGACCCCGCGACCUUUCACCUCCGCCAUCACCGACUGUCUCUGGCCCUUCACCCCCGACAAGCGCUGGAGACAGACCGUCUUCCACUGAGGGACGGUCUGUCCUGACUGAGGGACGGUCUGUCUCCACUGAGGGACGGUCUGUCCUCCACUUAGGGACAGUCUGUCCU